Messenger RNA from Raphanus sativus (radish), 1056 nucleotides. RefSeq lists its product as uncharacterized. NCBI's taxonomy places the organism in Eukaryota, Viridiplantae, Streptophyta, Magnoliopsida, Brassicales, Brassicaceae. Bases 1 to 1056 code for a protein of 351 amino acids. The transcript has 2 exons. The record is from RefSeq and is a predicted model, not a curated record.
AUGUCACGGCGCAUCAUCCGUCUCCUCAAGCUCUCUUCUAGGAACAACAAUGCUUUCAUCCAAAAGUGUGUUCGCUUUUUCUCCACCGGCCCGUACUUGACACUCGGUUGCAAAACUGGAGACGUUCUCUUGUUUGACCCUGCAAAAGAACAUAUAGUCACUCUCCAGGGCAAAACAAUACCUAAAGAGCUCAAGGACGAAGAAAUGAUUGGAGCUUCGCAUGGAUGGGUUUUUUUCUCUGACCGGCGUGAUGGUACCGUACGUGUCAGCGACAUUUUCAAUCCUCUGGCAUCCAAAUCAAACCCCACCGUGAUUCCUCUGCCUUGUCUUACUUAUCAAACUGAACAAGUGUGUACCGUAGCAAUGUCGUCUUCCUCUCCUCUCGGUGAGGAAGGCUGUCUAGUGGCUAUCAAGUUUUCAGGUGACCAGCUGAGUCUAUGCAGGCCCGGUCGUGACCUUGAGUGGAUUAACAUCUUAACCCCUUUCCACUGCUGUGAAAACUCAAAUCUCAUGUAUUCAAAAAGAGACAAUAGCUUAUACUUACCUGCUCCUGGAGGCAAACACUUGUUCUCCUAUCAUCUCAGCUCCACAGCAGACCCCCCUGAGCAACAUGAGUUGGUCUAUCGCGGCCUUCCAGAGAUGGACCAGUCCGAGUGGGAGAUUUUGAGUUCGUGUUCCAGGAGGGAAUACCUUGUUGAGUCAUCCUCUAGUGACGAACGUUACCUAGUCAAAUGGUACGCACAUGGCUCCUAUUCAUCGGUGUUAAAAGGAAUUGAUUACGAAACAAAGAGGUUCAUGGUGUUUAGUGAGGAGGAGACUACUGAGGGAAAAGUCAUGUGUUACACAGAUGACAUUGGAGAUAUGUGCAUUUUCAUUGCAAGUAACGAGGCUUUCUGCGUCCCGGCUAGCUCAUGCCCCGGCCUCAAACCUAGCACCAUCUAUUUCAUGGGACGUGGCUUUGGUUCUUACGAUCUCACUACCGGAGAAACACAUCAUUAUAAAGCUCCCGGUGUUGUUAUCACAACCCCUUACUGGCUUCCUCCAUUUUCUGUGUAG